This is a messenger RNA of Camelus dromedarius (Arabian camel), 4533 nucleotides long. It is a transcript of the gene AGBL3, whose product is annotated as AGBL carboxypeptidase 3. The record is from RefSeq and is a predicted model, not a curated record. Gene Ontology annotation, molecular function: metallocarboxypeptidase activity; zinc ion binding. The coding region runs from base 1501 to 4266 and encodes 921 amino acids. Gene Ontology annotation, biological process: proteolysis. Lineage: Eukaryota; Metazoa; Chordata; Mammalia; Artiodactyla; Camelidae. The transcript has 16 exons.
AAUCCCGCGUGGCUAGGCUGGGCCGAAGUCUCGCGAGGGUGAUACCGCUGCCCUGGUAACGAGUGUUGCGACUCUCGGUGAAGAACGUGGCUGUAGCCGCUAAACUGCCCGGACGGUACCAGUCGCUGGGCCCUAGGUAUUGCGGGCCAAACGGCUGCUCUGGGCACGGGAGGGACGACUGGCCUGAUCAGGGGACUCAGGGCAGGGUGAGGGGGCCGAGGGGGACAGUGAGGUGCCAAGAGGGAAAGUCCCUGCUGAAAAGGAGCGCGCCUCUGGAAAUGCGCCCCUCCCCCCACGGCCGUGUCGCGAAGUGAGUGUGGGAGGAAGACUUUGCAGCCGGGAAUUGUGGCUUCAUCAUCCUUCCCGCCUGGGAAGUCACUUUCCUGACCGCAGACCUGCCUGGUCGCGGCUGGCGUGGCCGCGCCAGCUGUUGCCUCUUGUGCUUCUGAGUGGAAGAUCCUCGCGGAGCGCUCAUUAGAUCCACCUGUGUGUGUGGCUUUCCUGAAGCUCAGGUUUUACUCUGCAACAGGUCAGCACGUUGGUGGGCCUCUUAGGCGCAUGUAAGGAAAUGGAAUCAAGUUUUAUGCCAGUCUAGCCUUACGGAUUUGGAGUUGUGAUCCCCAGGCUGAAACUUAAGUCACUUACUACAGAAGGUGUUGCCCAUAAGACAGACUUCUCUGUUGCAUUGGUAGUUCAUUGCUAAGGAGCUUGGGCUUUAUUUUGUGUAGUCUUCGCUCGAAAAUAUACUUUUUUGCAGCAGGUGCAUAAACCAGUAGAUUCGAAAUUAGUAAAUUCCUUUGGUCUCUCAAAAAGAAUAGAAUCUUAACAAGGAAUUUCUAUUAUUUCAUUGUCCUUAAUAACCAUUUGAGAAGAUAUUUGCAUGGGAGGGUUAAUGGUCAUUGUGAAUGCAACCUUCUGAGAACAACUGGAAUUCCACGAAGACUGAAUAUGAUGGAAUAUUAGAACAGAGACAGUACCUACAGAGUUUUAACCAAGAUAUAAAAAGAAAAGUCUAUUGUCAUUUGAACUAUUGGUCAAAUGAAAUUUAAGCGAAAAAAAAUUACCUACAUUGCUACAAUUCACUGCGUGAAUAACUGAUUUUUAUUUGAUUCAUGCUCUUUUUAAUGCCUCAGGAUUAUUUUGAACUUGCUGUCGUGUGUGGUAUUUAAUUGUAAAUAUAGAAUGUAAAUGAUUUGGGCUAUGUACCCUGAAAAUUCCUUUUUCAGUUAAAUUAUUUACUUGAUUUGUCUUUUAUUGUGAUUUUCUUUCUGUCUUCUAAAAAUGGAAAAUGUCUUCAAAUCUUUGAAAUUAAAGGUUUAACUAGCUGUGCCCUAAUUUACUUUCUAGAGAAGCCUGUUGUCACUGUUAAUUAAAUAAAAUGGAAUAUAUUUGAGGGUACACUCUUAAUGUGUACUUAAUAAGAAAAUUGUCAAAUAAGAUCCUUACGAAUUAUUUUACAGCCUACCUACAAAAUAAAUUUCUAGCCAGAUAUUGGAAGAGAUGUCAGAAGAUUCAGAAAAGGAAGACUAUUCAGACAGAACAAUCAGUGACGAAGAUGAAUCAGAUGAGGAUACCUUUAUGAAAUUUGUAAGUGAAGAUAUCCACCAGUGUGCACUUUUAACAGCCGACUCUAUUAGUGACCCAUUUUUCCCCCGGACCACACAGAUACUAUUGGAAUAUCAGCUAGGAAGGUGGGUGCCACGUCUUCGUAAACCACGAGAUUUAUAUGGUGUCUCUUCUUCUGGUCCGCUGAGCCCAACACGGUGGCCUUACCACUGUGAAGUCAUUGAUGAAAAAGUCCAGCAUAUUGAUUGGACUCCUUCUUAUCCUGAGCCAGUGUACAUCCCAACAGGCCUGGAGAUGGAACCCCUUUAUCCAAACUCCAAGGAAGAUACUGUGGUUUAUCUAGCUGAAGAUGCCUACAAAGAGCCGUGUUUUGUGUAUUCCCGAGUUGGGGGCAACCGGACACCCUUGAAGCAGCCUGUGGAUAACUAUGAUGAUACUUUGAUGUUUGAAGCAAGGUUUGAGAGUGGUAAUCUACAGAAGGUAGUCAAAGUGGCAGAAUAUGAGUACCAGCUGACUGUGCGCCCUGACCUGUUCACAAAUAGACACACCCAGUGGUACUAUUUCCAAGUCACUAAUACCCAAGCAGGAAUAGUCUACAGAUUCACUAUUAUCAAUUUCACGAAACCUGCUAGUCUUUAUAAUCGAGGUAUGCGCCCACUGUUUUAUUCUGAAAAAGAGGCCAGCACUCAUAAUAUUGGCUGGCAGAGAAUAGGAGACCAAAUCAAGUACUAUAGGAACAACCAGGGACAAGAUGGGCGCCACUGUUUCUCUCUUACAUGGACGUUUCAGUUUCCGCACAACAAAGAUACCUGCUACUUUGCUCACUGUUACCCAUACACUUACACCAACCUGCAAGAAUACCUUUCUAGCAUCAAUAAUGACCCAGUACGGUCAAAGUUUUGUAAAAUACGUGUCUUAUGCCACACGAUUGCUAGAAACAUGGUGUAUGUUUUAACGAUUACUUCCCCCUUGAAGAACACUGACACAAGAAAGCGAAAGGCCGUGAUUCUGACUGCAAGGGUACAUCCAGGAGAAACCAACAGCUCUUGGAUCAUCAAAGGCUUCCUGGAUUAUAUUUUAGGAGACUCAAGUGAUGCACAGUUGCUUCGGGACACUUUCAUCUUCAAGGUGGUACCCAUGCUGAAUCCAGAUGGUGUGAUUGUGGGAAACUAUCGGUGUUCCUUAGCUGGACAGGAUUUAAACCGCAACUAUACAUCUCUCCUGAAGGAAUCAUAUCCUUCUGUUUGGUAUACCCGGAACAUGAUCCGUAGAUUGAUGGAGAAACGAGAGGUUAUUUUAUAUUGUGACCUUCAUGGCCACAGUAAGAAAGAGAACAUCUUCAUGUAUGGCUGUGACAGUAGUGGUAGGUGUAAAGCUUUAUACCUACAGCAACGAAUCUUUCCACUUAUGCUGAGCAAAAAUUGUCCAGAUAAAUUUUCAUUCUCAGCUUGCAAGUUUAAUAUUCAGAAGAGCAAAGAGGGAACAGGAAGGGUGGUAAUGUGGAAAAUGGGAAUCAGGAACAGCUUUACCAUGGAGGCCACUUUUUGUGGAUCUACUCUGGGUAAUAAAAGAGGCACUCAUUUCAACACAAAAGACUUGGAGUCAAUGGGAUAUCAUUUUUGUGAUUCUCUCUUGGACUACUGUGAUCCAGACCGAACUAAGUAUUAUCAGUGCCUAAAAGAAUUAGAAGAAAUGGAAAAACAUAUAAACUUGGAAAAAGUUCUUGAUGAUUCAGAUACUUCUCUGAAAGAAAUUACAUUGGAUCUAGAAUCCAGCAGCCGUGGCUCUGACAGUUCAGAAUCCAACGACUCUCAGACUGAUCUUCUCAAGUUAAGUUCUCAGAUAAAAAACAAGAAAAAACAUCUGAAAACAAAGAAGGAAAGAAAUUCUACUGUAGAAAGCCAUCAAAACAGCAGAGAAGAAGAGCAAGAGGUUUGUGAUAAAGGACAUUUAGUUCAAAGACACAAAGAAUCAAAUGCUGAUGUGGAAGACAUAAGACCAAAUGUAUCAGAUGAUUGUAUAUUUAAUUAUUUCAGAAGACAGUUCCCUAAUCAAGAUCUGCAUCACAACUUAAACAGUAAUAUGAAGGAAUGUACAUCUUUCCAAAGCAAGAAGGCUGGCGUAAAUUGGACAGAUGAUGAAAAACGAAUCUACAGGGAUAAAGAAAUAGCCCAAACUCAAGAAAUACUGCAGUAUUUGCUCCCCAUCAUGAAAAGCACUAAAAAUGUGCAAACCACUCAGAUAAAACAGAUACUCAAUCCAAGAAUCAACUUUCAAAUCCAACAUCAACCUCAGCCGUCUACUUACAUAAAUAUAAAGAAAUACAGCACAUCUUGGACACCACCCAGAAACCCCCCUCUUAGAAGCCAAAGGAAUCUUCCUGUCAACUCUUCAGAAUGUCUCCAGUCUGUGUCCCAGAAGUCAUCUGAAAGUUUGUCACCUCUCAAAGGACCCAAGAAGAAGAAAAAACAUUCUCGAGCCAAGGCCACAAAGACAAAAGACAUGAAACAUGUCAGCGGCAAAUGGGAGACUACUCCCUCAAGUUUUGAGAAGGGUGCAGACCAGAGUCUGCAGGCUGAAGAAUCCAACCAGCAAGGCUCGCUACAAACAGCCCCCCAUCUAAUUAAAAAUAAGGGAGAGCAACCGAAAAAGAAGGAUGGCCAACCCACCUUCUGUUUGAUGUUACAAACGGACAAAUAAUCUAGCUUUAUGCUGCUCUGAAAACUGUGGAUAAAAGACAACAUACGCUUACAUAGAAAAAAGAAAGAAAAAGAAAAGCCCUCCCUAUCCCCAGCCCCUACACCUCCAGGUGAAUGUACUACAAGUUCGCGAUGUCUUAUCUUCUUCCACUGGAACAUCUUUCAGAGAAUUAAAAAGAAAUACAGAGAAAAUAUAGAAAAUUAAAAAUCACUUAUUUAUAUUUAAUUUCUGUCAAUAAGGAAACAAUCUCUGAACUUUUGAUUUCUU